UCCGUCCGCCUCGUUGCCGGCAGCCGCCACCGAGCCCGGGAAAGGCGCGCGCGCUCUCGGGACGCUUCCGCUUCCGAAGGAAAAAUCGGAGCCGCCCGUGCCCUCCCGCUGCUCUCGGAGCCGGCCCGGCCCCUCGGGAUAGACACUGCUCUGCCGCUUCUCCUCUGCCGUCUCUGGGGGGGCUGAACGGGGGCUCUUCUUCCUCCGAUGCGGCCGCGGAGCCCAUGAGGAUGGAGGCCCGGGACGCGGCGCGGCCCAACCACGGCUCCACGUUCAAGGCCUUUCCCCUGCCCUCGCGCACUGGCCUGCGGGAUCCGCUCUCCCAGCCGGACAGCGAGUUUUUACCCAACAAGAUCAGCGGUUUCGCCUGCCCCGCUGGAAACGCAUCCUGCGCUCUCAAUUACAGCCCAGAAGUCCCCUGCCCUGAGAGCUACCGGGCGACGGGGGAGCCUCGAGCCUUCGGCCCCAGCGCCAACGGGCAGUGGAGGGGUUUGGUUCCCCCUCUGGGCUCCGUGCCGCAGAAACCGCGGGUGAGCCGAGGCUCUUACCUUGAAGCUCGUAAAAACCCCAGUGGGACGUCCAACAGUUUUGUAGGAAAAUCCAACCACCAUUGCCAUGCGUCGGCUUUUCCAAUCAAACCAGCUCAGAGUCCUUCCUGGAGCGGUCCUUGUCGCCGCAGCCUGCUUAGCCCCAAGAAGACUCCCCGGCGGUUCAUCAGCACGGCGGAAGAGACCGUGCGAGAGGAAGAGCGAGAGAUCUACAGGCAGUUGCUUCAGAUGGUCACAGGAAAACAAUUUUCCACGUCCAAACCCUCUUCACUGUUCCCCUUCCACCUGUCCAGAUGUUCCAAUUCCAGCAAAACCGUAGUGAAAGAAACUCCCAGCAAGAACUCAAAGCUGUUUGAAUCUCACAGCCUUGCGCCAGCCAGAUCAGCAACCAGCGUUCUCAGAACACAGGAGCAGCCGUCACACAAACCGUCGCUCUACUCCCCCCCCAGCUAUCCCUCCAAUAUCUUUGAGACCAGUAACUCCACAGCCCAGCAUCAGCAAGAAAAUCCACCAGCAUCUAACAUGCAGUCUGAAGGGUCAGACUCUGUCAUUUUGCUCAAGGUAAAAGAUUCCAGAACCCCAGCACCAAGCCUUCCUUUCUUCCAGGCAGAGCUCUGGAUCAAAGAACUGACCAGCGUCUACGAUUCGCGAGCUCGGGAGAGGUGGCGGCAAAUUGAAGAGCAGAAAGCACUGGCCUUACAGCUGCAAAGCCAGCGGUUGCAGGAACAGGAACACUCGGUGCAGGAUCUGGUGGAUUUAAAUCUUCGCGUGCCCCUUGAGAAGGAGAUCCCCGUCACGGUGGUCCCGGAAGAGAAGGAGGAUGCCAAGUCAGCUGACAGUGAAGAGGAGUUCCCUGAAAUCACCGAGGAAAUGGAGAAGGAAAUAAAGAACGUAUUCCGAGGUGGGAACCAGGACGAGGUCCUCAGUGAAGCUUUUCGGUUAACGAUCACUCGGAAAGACAUUCAGACCCUCAAUAACCUGAACUGGCUCAAUGAUGAGAUAAUUAAUUUCUACAUGAAUUUGUUGAUGGAGCGAAGCAAAGAGAAGGGUUUACCGGCAGUUCACGCCUUCAAUACUUUCUUCUUUACCAAAUUAAAAACGGCGGGGUACCAAGCUGUGAAACGGUGGACUAAAAAAGUGGAUAUCUUCUCUGUGGAUCUCCUCUUGGUGCCUAUUCAUCUGGGAGUGCAUUGGUGCCUAGCAGUUGUAGACUUCAGGAAAAAAACCAUCACCUAUUAUGACUCCAUGGGUGGAAUAAACAGCGAGGCCUGCAGGAUACUGUUGCAAUACUUAAAACAGGAAAGUCUUGACAAGAAAAGGAAAGAGUUCGACGCUAAUGGCUGGUCGUUGCUGAGUAAGAAGAGUCAGGAGAUUCCCCAGCAGAUGAACGGCAGCGACUGCGGGAUGUUUGCCUGCAAAUAUGCCGACUGCAUCACCAAAGACAAGCCCAUCAACUUCACUCAGCAACACAUGCCCUAUUUCCGAAAGCGAAUGGCCUGGGAAAUCCUCCACCGCAAGCUGUUAUGAUGACGUUGCGCCGAAAGCCGCUUCCUUGCGAGGUUCUUAUCAGAAGUGCCCAGAUUUGCCCUGCUCGGCACCCCGAGCCGUGGCGGGCGCGGACCUGCCCGGGGCUUCAAAUCCACAGCAAACGAACUCUGUAUCAUAUUUUUGAUAAAACACCGUUUGUUCACGGACCAAUGCGCAAUAGAAACGUUCAGAAGCACACUUGCCUUUUUUAUUUUAUUUUAAUUUCUUUUUUUUUGUAUUUCAAGACCUAUUUUUACAAGCAAUUUCAGGUGCUGAGACUAGAGGAAGGGGGCAGCUUCGGCCAUUCAAGGAGCUUUUUAUUUUUCUGCUUUUCGCAGCUUUUUGCUGCCGGUUUUGAGCUGAUGGUGUGACUGGGAGGGGGGAGAGGCAGGUCGGGCAUCCCUCGAGGGCGGCAGUCGUGAGCCGAGGGAUCUCUGAAAGUAACUUUUAUUGAACGCAGCUUUCGCAGAGUCAUUUUAUUUUCCUUCCCGAGGAGUUGGUCUCCCGGUUCUUUAGCAUCAACUGUUUACGGAAAUUCAGGUACAAAACUGUAGAGUAGAGCCGAUGCGCCGUCGAAUUGUUUUGUGUAUAUUUCCAGAUGUUUUUCCAGAGUGACAAAGAACAAAGUCUGCGUGUGCGUUGGGGUUGUUGGUUGGAUUUUUUUUCUUGUUGUUUUGUUUUUUUUUCCUUCCCCCUGCCCUGGCUUUGCCUCCUCCUUGCAGGAGCCACCUUUGUCCUCGUGCGGAGGGCCCCAGCUGAGCGGAAUGAAUCGUUCCUCUCUCUCUCUCUCCGUGAUAUUUUGCACAUGUUUUGCCUGGGGAUAAAGGCCGACGCGAGGUCAAAGGUUGCGUUGAAGGCAAAGCACCGUCCUCAAGUCGAGAAGAGCUUCCCCAGGGAUCCCCCAGCGCAUUCCCAGGAGCCCUGAGGAUGAGCUGCAUCCCCGUCGCUCACGGGGGGAGAAGAUAGAUAUUCAGAAGCACUUAAACCCUUCCAAAAAUGAGAUUCUGGCGGGGGGAUGUCCCCAUGCUUCUGAACCUUUUACCCCCAGCGCCUCGCUCCUCUGGGCUCCCUGGUCGCGCUCGGAUGGGGCCGUGCCGAUGCUUUCAACUCUUUUAAUUUAUUCUCAAGUGCGAUGUGGGAGGAAGCGGCGAGUGUUUGACAAACUUCCCAAGCCGCUGAACCUGCUUCUUUUCUCUCGUGUACAUAAACCUUUUUAAGUAUAAGUAUAGAAUGAAAUAAUGUUCACUUUUGUAUUUUUGUCUCCAGAUAGGGAGGGAUAUUUUAUACAUUUUUUUCUCUACCUGUGAGCAGUAGUUUUGUACAAAAUUUCUCCCUUUCACCCCUCGCUCCCGCCAGGUUGUGUUCUUUGUCGGCUGGUUUGUACUCCUUCCCUCUCCCCUCUGUGUGUUUUAUACCGAGUUCAUUUACUACUUUUUUCUAUCUUUUACUGCAAGUAAAGAUCUGAGGAGAAAAAAA
Messenger RNA from Grus americana (Whooping crane), 3551 nucleotides. RefSeq names its product SUMO specific peptidase 1 (gene SENP1). Gene Ontology annotation, biological process: protein desumoylation. The record is from RefSeq and is a predicted model, not a curated record. The transcript has 17 exons. Bases 225 to 2075 code for a protein of 616 amino acids. Lineage: Eukaryota; Metazoa; Chordata; Aves; Gruiformes; Gruidae. Gene Ontology annotation, cellular component: nucleus. Gene Ontology annotation, molecular function: deSUMOylase activity.